CAGGGAUAGAGAGAAUGAGAGAUUUCCCAGGCUACUGACCUGUUCCUGAGCAGCAAAAAGGUGGUGGUGGUUGAAGGGUGUGUGUGCGUGCGUGUCAAGUCCAGCUGUAGCAGUAGCUUCUUAAUGGCCCCUUACCUCUCUCACCUCACGCCAGUGACAGAGCCCUAACCAGAAUCUUGUUGUGUUAGGGUAUGUGGAAAAAUCAGUGGGGGCCCGUCCAAGAAAUAGGUCUGGGUGGAGAUGCAUGCUGGAUGGUGCCUGCCCUUCUCUGCCCCUUUCAAAUGUUCCUAACACUCAAGACAGCUUCUUCUGCAAGCCAGCAUCGUCUGACUAGACUUGGCUGAGGCCCAAGGAGUUGAUGGAAGGAACGCCAUGAGGUGGUAUUUCUCAGAGGCAACAGGGAGGGAGUGGGGAGCCUGAUAUUGCCUCAGAGACCCAAAGAGCCAUGACGUCGACAGUACAGACACUGCGUUUUCCACUGCUGCCACACAUGCCAGGGCAGGACCAGACAUACAGUUGUGAACAGGAGAUUGAACGGCGCUACCAAGUGGUGCCCUCUGUAGUGUGUGCCAUGUGCUGUCUCUUCGGGAUCAUCUAUUGCUUCUUUGGGUACCGAUGCUUCAAGGCAGUCAUGUUCCUGACGGGGCUGAUGUUUGGCUCCGUGAUCAUCUUCAUGCUGUGCUACAAGGAGCGGGUGCUGGACACUCAGCUCAGUGUUGAGGCCUCCGUGGGCAUCGGCCUGGGCAUUGGGGUGCUUUGUGGCCUGGUCACCAUGCUGGUGCGCAGUGUCGGGCUCUUCAUGGUUGGGCUGCUGUUGGGGCUGCUGCUGGCAGUGGCCACACUGGUGGUGAUGGAGCAGUUCUACCACCCUCCGACGGUCUGGAUCCCCAUUGGCUUGCUGCUGGGUGUCGGCAUGCUCUGUGCUGUUCUAACCCUGCAGUGGCAGCGCCUCUUCACCACUCUUUCCACUGCUGUCUUUGGCAGUGCUGUGAUGACUGCCACAGCUGACUACUUUGUUGAGCUCUUUCUGCUACUGCAGUAUGUUUAUGAGCGUGUCAAGGUGGCACCUGCCCGGCCCAUCUGCUGGUACAGCUGGGUCAUCCUGGGUACUUGGCCCAUUCUAGCAUUGUUGGGUGUCCUGGUGCAAUGGAAGGUCACGGCUGAGGGAUAUUCACACACCGAAGUGAUUAUCAGUCGGCAGCAGCGCCGUGUUCAGCUAAUGCGAAUCAAGCAACGGGAAGAGCGUAAGGAGAAGAAGAAAAAGAGGCGGCCACAUCCUCACCCUCACGUGCAACACAAGGCCCAUCCACCAGAGCCUGCCUACCGUCGCAAGCCUAACCCUGUGCGCCGAUUUGAUGGGGAUGUGCUCUCCCCAAGCUACAUACAGAGCUUUCGGGAGCGGCAGACGGGCUCUUCCCUCAACAGCCUCUUGGCCAACACUCAUGCAGCCAUCGACAUAGACUAUGACUGUGGCUCCACGGUGCCCCUGACAACAGGCUCCGGCCCUGCCAUGAGGGUAUAGCUUGGCACUGAGCACGAGGAUGCUGUCCACCGUGGUCCCAUGGGUCAGUCUGCGUGGAUAUACCUUAGUGUCUAUGUCACCAUCAAGACUUGCAGAUACUCUUCACUGACAUUCGUGGGCCUGGUCAAGAUGUGCAGAUGUAGUCCAGCACCUCUCAAGCUGCAAAUAUUUGCAGAAUACUCCCCAGCACUACAUUGACUCUGACUAAGCCACCAUGGGAAGAUGGGGCGAGGGAAGAGCGUGAGCAGGUGCUUGGGGCAAAGGGCUGAAGAGAGACCUGGUUGCAACCUAUGCAGGCCGGGAAGUGAACAAUGCAGGAGUUUUCGGAGAAAGGAUCAGUAUUGUCCUGUGAGGCUAGAGAAGCAUUUCCUGAUCGCCUGCAGCCACCGCCAUGGACAAAAACGAACCUGUCAAUGUUCCCACCCACCACUGUGGAGUGGCCCAUAAAUGGAGGAACCGCAGGGUGUUUCUGUGUUGUCUUGCCACAUGAUGGACCCACUCCGUGUCCUGGAGUUUGUCUUUGCAUGAACUGUUUCCGAGGACUCUCUCAGAGGCACCAGUGCCCACUGCGUGCUGACAGUGGCAGGAUUUGACUCAGUUCGCUCUUGUCUGGCUGGAAAGAGUCAGCUCAGGGAAAUGGGGUCCCCUUGGCCCUUGGCCCGUACCAGUGCCUGGCUUUCUGUUUAAAUGGGCAACUCAAGCAGGGAGGGGAGGAGGGUGGGGGUUAGUACCAGGGCUGGGCUGCGUCACUGUCAAAGUGUGCAAGUGUGAAUGUGAGUGUGGUGGAGCUGGAGCACGUAUGGGCAUUUGGCUGGUAUUCAGGCAUUGAGCCUUUUUGAGGCCCCCCCUUCCUUUCUCACUGCCCCCUCCCCCUGCUCCUUAUUCCGGGGUGAGGGUGGGAUAUUGAGGGGCUGGGGGAAGGCAGGGGAAUACCCAUGUACAUAGUCUUGUUGCAGUUAUUUGUAUUAAUUUAUUCUUUAUAAAAAGCUGGGCCAGAAGAGCUGUGCUAGGCCCAAAGGGAGCCUCAGAAGGAUGGACAGAGAGGGAGGAAGAGAGAUUCCUACAGCCUUCGUCUCUUCCCUGGCAGGCCUAUCGCUGUUCUUAACCAUUCUUCCACCUGUUUUUACAAAGCUGAGGGAGUGGGGUGGCUGUUUUCCACUCCACAAGAGUCUUAACAAAGUUUAGCAGCUCUUAUGAUUGUGGUUUGUCCACUGGUGAUCCCUAUGGGGGCUGGUGGGAGCUUUCACUGGUUGUCUAUUCCAGAGGGGAGGAUCCAGCACCGUUCAGCAGGGCCUCUCCUUUAUGGAGAAACUGCAUGUUUCUGUCACCAAUUGCCAUUGUUAUCACCACAGAAAGCUUGCACUCUUGUUUUUCCUUGUUUUCUCUCUCUGCAAUCUCUCUCUCUCUCUCUCUCUCUCUCUCUCUCU
This is a messenger RNA of Pogona vitticeps (central bearded dragon), 2949 nucleotides long. Lineage: Eukaryota; Metazoa; Chordata; Lepidosauria; Squamata; Agamidae. The record is from RefSeq and is a predicted model, not a curated record.